Carassius auratus (goldfish) is the source of this 4375-nucleotide messenger RNA. RefSeq names its product tripartite motif-containing protein 16-like. The transcript is spliced from 6 exons. The record is from RefSeq and is a predicted model, not a curated record. NCBI's taxonomy places the organism in Eukaryota, Metazoa, Chordata, Actinopteri, Cypriniformes, Cyprinidae. Bases 1477 to 3180 code for a protein of 567 amino acids. Gene Ontology annotation, molecular function: protein binding; zinc ion binding.
ACGUCAUGUAGAUGGAGAAGAGAAGUGGUCCAAGUACUGAGCCUUGAGGAACCCCAGUAGCAGGGUGUUGUGACUUAGAAACAUCACCCCUCCAAGACACAGCAGGGAUGGUGACCAAGGAGCAGGUGGUGGAGGAGUCCAAUGUGGAGAUGGAGAGCUGAUGAGCCAGGGUGACGAGGAGGGUCUGGAGUGGAACUGAUGGCUGCGGAUCGAGCCGGAGUGACAGAGGGACGAGGAGCAGCCAAAGGGAAAGGAGGAGCCUGACGGAGCCGAAGGGAUGAGGUGCUGCCGGAGGGUUGAGCCCCGAGGCAAUGGAUGGUAGAUAACAGACCAAGGUGGAGCCAGCAGGACGAGGGAGCCAGUGGAGCUAUCUUUCCUUUGCAAGACAAGUUUCUAGUAUUUGUAAAACUGAAUUUUUUCAUCUCAAAAAUAUAUGUUCUUGAAUGCUCUCAUCCAAGGUUAGAUUAUUGUAAUGUUUUAUUGGGUGGUUGUUCUGCAUGCUUAAUAAACAAACCCCAGCUGAUCUAAAAUUCAGCAGUUCUUACUAGAACCAUGAAGUAUGACCGUAUUAGCCCCAUUGUGUCAACACUGCAUUGGCUCCCUAUUAAACACUUUAUACAUUAUAAAAUCUUUCUAAUUACUUAUAAAAUCCUGAAUGGUUUAGCACCUCAGUAUUUGUAUGAGCUCUUGUUACAUUAUAAUAUAGAAAUCGACUGCGGGUAGCAGAUCCCAAACUACAUUCGCUCCCAAAAACUUCUAUUGCCUAUGUUUCUGUCUAUUUCCAGCUCCUGUUUGCUUUAUUCCUUAUUUGUCCUCAUAUUAACCCUUGUUUGUUGCAAUAGCAACCCUUUUAGUUUCCACGACAACCAAUCACCUUCACCUGUCCCUUGUAAGCCCCUGUUUGUCCUGUUUUUCCAUGUUUUUUGUCUUGUGUUGUGUUUGGUGAAACCUCUUUCUUGUUUCUGAAACACUCAAGCCCCAUAUAUAUACAGUCCGUAUACUCCAAUGGAUGAGUUUGAUAAUUAUGCAGAACCAUCGAGUAGACUCAUUCUGUUUCAAAAUACCCUUCACGCCUGUGCUAUUGUCUACAUACUGUCCACAUGGUACAAAAAAUAGCGCUACAAGCAGACAGUGUGAACAGACAUCAUUGGACACUUGGACUUGGACAUCAUGUGUUCUUUGAGUGUUUGUCUGAGAAUGGAAUAUAUUAGACUUUUAUUAUCAGGGUUGUCAAUUUCUAGUCUAAGAGAAUCACGUUUCCAAGUCAAGUUCUUUGCAUUUACUCUAAUAACAGUCAGUGUUUAAACUAAUCUCAGCAGGAAUGAGGAAGCUGCUUCACAGACUCACAGACACACCUGUUUUACACACGUCACUCAAACACAGAACCAGGAAACAGAAUCAAUUGACUUCAGGGAAAGAGAAACUGAAGUGUAGUUGAGCUGUUGUGUGUUUGUGUCUCUGUGUUCAUGCAGUAAAAUGGCAGAAGCCAGAUUUUCUCAGGAUGAGUUCAUGUGUCCAGUGUGUCUGGAUCUCCUGAAGGAUCCAGUGACCGUUCCCUGUGGACACAGUUACUGUAAGAUCUGUAUUACAGACUGCUGGGAUCAGGAGGAUCAGAAGAGAGUCUACAGCUGUCCUCAGUGCAGACAGACCUUCAGUCCAAGACCUGCUUUAGCUAGAAACACCAUGCUGGCUGAAGUGGUGGAGAAACUGAAGAAGACCAGACUCUCUGCUGACUGUGAGGCUGGAGCUGGAGAUGUGCAGUGUGACGUCUGUACUGGAAGGAAAUACAGAGCCGUCAAGUCCUGUCUGAUGUGUCUGGAGUCUUACUGUCAAACUCAUUUUGAGCGGCACGAGGAGUUUCAUUCACAUAAACCACACAAAGUGACUGAAGUCACUGGACGACUGCAGGAGAUGAUCUGCCAGAAACAUGAGAAGAUCCUCGAGGUUUUCUGUCGCACUGAUCAGAAGUGUAUAUGUCUGCUGUGUACGAUUAUUGAACAUAAAAACCAUGACAUUGUUCCAGCUGCAGACCAGAGGACAGAGACACAGAAGCAGCUGAAGGAGACUCAGAAGACGCUCCAGCAGAGAAUCCAGCAGAGAGAGAAAGAUCUCCAGCAGCUGAGAGAGACUGUGGAGUCUCAUAAGCGCUCUGCACAGACAGCAGUGGAGGACAGUGAGAGGAUCUUUACUGAGCUCAUCCGCUCCAUUGAGAGAAGCCGCUCUGAGCUGAUACGACUGAUCAGAGAUCAGGAAAAGACUGCAGUGAGUCGAGCUGAAGAACGACUGGAGCGACUGGAGCAGGAGAUCAAUGAUCUGAGGAGGAGAGACGCUGAGCUGGAGCAGCUUUCACACACACAGGAUCACAUCCAGUUCCUGCAGAGUUUCCAGUCUCUCUCAGCUCCUCCUGAAUCUACAGACGUAAAUGAUGAUCUCUUCAGUUCUCUCUUCUCUUCUGAUGAUCUGAGAGAAUCUGUCCAUCAGCUGAGAGACAAACUGGAGGAUUUCUGUAAAGAGCAGCUCAAGAAGAUCUCAGACAGAGGUAAAGUCCUGGAGAUUCAUCUGCUCUCAGAAACCAGUCCCAGGAAGGACUUCCUACAAUAUUCCCAUCAGCUCACUCUGGAUCUGAACACAGUGAAUACACUCCUCUCUCUGUCUGAGAACAACAGAGUGAUUACUGACACUGACACAGUCCAGUCGUAUCCUGAUCAUCCAGACAGAUUUGAUGAGUGGCAGCAGGUGUUGUGUAGAGAGAGUGUGUGUGGACGCUGUUACUGGGAGAUUGAGUGGAGUGGAGAUGAUGGUGUGUAUAUAUCAGUGUCAUAUAAGAGCAUCAGCAGGAAGGGAACGGGUUAUGAGUGUGUGUUUGGAUGGAAUGAUCAGUCCUGGAGUUUGUGCUGCUCUCCCUACAGAUACUUUUUCAGACACAAUAACAUAGAGACUGCUCUCUCUGUGAAGCCCAUCAGCAGGAGAAUAGGAGUGUGUAGUGAUGAUGAUGAUGAUGAUGAUGAUGAUGAUGCUGUCAGGAGAAUAGGAGUGUUUGUGGAUCACAGAGCAGGAACUCUGUCCUUCUACAGCGUCUCUGACACAAUGAGCCUCAUCCACACAGUCCAGACCACAUUCACUCAGACGCUCUAUCCUGGGUUUAGGGUUUAUUACGGAUCAUCAAUGAAACUGUGUUGAUGAAUCAGAAUAGAUUUUUAUUUUUAUUUUUUAUUGAGCAUAUACAUAUUAUAGAAUUUUCAAUCAGCAGUAUAUAAGAGGCUCAAGUACUUUUGUAUAAAUGUACAUACAUAAAGCAGAACACUACAUAAAAAAAGGACAUACAGUGCAAAAGUUGAAUACAAUUUUGUAGCAAGAAGUACAAUAAAAGUUUAUAUACAUAAAAUGAAAGAAAAUAAGUGUUUAUACAGAUACUGACUGUAAGAAGUCUAUGAAGGGUUGCCAAAUAUUAUAAAAACCUGAGAGAUUGUCCUUCAACAAAUAUCUAAUUCUUUCCAAAUGUAAAGUGAUGGAUAAAUCUCGAAGCCACAUUUUGUCAGUGGGUAUCACUGGACCUUUCCAUGACAUCAGAAGUAACUUUUUUGCAUUGAUAAGAGAGUAGGAAAUGAACCGUUGCUGGGCUGAAGUCAAUUUUCUAAAUAACUCUGAUGUGCCGAGGAUAAUCAGCAAUGGUUCCAGUGACAAUGUAAUUAAAAAAUUCUUGAGAGUACAUUAAACACAUCAGACCAAUGACUGGCGACCUUCAGACAAGAAAAAAAAGCAUGAAAGAGUGUUGCAUUGAGGGACUGACAUUUAUCACAGUUUGAUAAAACGUUCGGAAAAAUGUUGUGGAUCUUUACUUUGAAAACUGAAGCCUAUGAAUAAUUUUGAACUGUAUAAGACGAUGUCUCGUAUUAUUGGAGCAUAUUCUUCCCAGAUGUCAUCAGGAAUAUGGGUACCCAUGUCCUUUUCCCAACUAUCUUUAUAUUUAUUGGACGGAGGGGAAGACAUUGUUUGUAAUUUGUUAUAUAUAUUAGAGAUAAACUUAUCUUUAUAUGGGGGUAUAGUGAGACAUUCAUCUAGCAUAGAUUGUGGUUGUGUCUCGAAACCUGGCAUGAGUUUUCGUAUAUAGUCUCUAACCUGUAGGUAUCUAAAGAAAUCAUUGUUAUGUAGUUUGAACUUUGUUUGUAAUUGUGCAAAGGAAGCAAAUUUACCGUCAAUAUACAGGUCACGGAUACUACACAAUCCUAAUUUCCUCCAGUUAGAGAACGUCCAAUCUAAAUUAGAAGGGGCAAAGGAUGGGUUUUUAGCAAUUGAUAAAGAAAGAGGCAGCGUUUUGUGGGAAAAGUGUGAUUUAAUUUGUUUCCAUAUACGAAAUAAAUUAUGUAUGAUCGGA